Messenger RNA from Chironomus riparius, 1620 nucleotides. The record is from the annotation of a GenBank genome assembly. Lineage: Eukaryota; Metazoa; Arthropoda; Insecta; Diptera; Chironomidae.
AUGGCGCUUAAGCAAUUAGGAAUUUUAUUAUUGCUAGUGAUAUUAUCAACAGAUGCAGUUCGAGUGAAACGACAGAGUGAUGAUAAAGAGAAAAAGAGUGCAGCAGAAUAUGAGCAAGAAUUGUGCAAAGAUAAGGAUGCUGGUGAAUGGUUUCGUUUAGUAGCACAUGAGGGUGAUGGUUGUCGUGACGUUAUCCAAUGUACAACAUCGGGUCUUCAAGCUAUCCGUUGUCCAGCUGGUCUCUUUUUCGAUAUUGAGAAGCAAACGUGUGAUUGGAAGGACGCUGUCAAAAACUGCAAACUCAAGAAUAAAGAAAGAAAAGUAAAGCCACUUCUGAUAACAGAUGAACCAUUAUGUCAAGACGGAUAUCUCGCAUGUGGUGAUGGCAAUUGUAUAGAACGUGGAUUAUUCUGUAAUGGAGAGAAAGAUUGUAACGACGGUUCCGAUGAGAACUCAUGUGACAUCGACAACGAUCCAAAUCGUGCUCCACCUUGCGAUCCAGCUGUAUGCGUUCUUCCUGAUUGUUUCUGUAGCGAAGAUGGAACAACAAUUCCUGGUGAUUUGCCAGCUAAGAAUGUUCCUAUGAUGAUUACAAUCACUUUUGAUGAUGCCAUCAACAACAAUAAUAUCAAUUUGUACAAAGAAAUGUUCAAUGGAAAGAGAAAGAAUCCUAAUGGAUGUAACAUAAAAGCAACUUUCUUUGUUUCUCACAAAUACUCCAACUACUCAGCUAUCCAGGAUAUUCACAGACAAGGACACGAGAUAGCAGUUCAUUCGAUUACUCACAAUGACGAUGAAAGAUUUUGGUCAAAUGCCACAGUUGAUACAUGGGCUAAAGAAAUGGCUGGACAGAGAAUUAUAGCAGAGAAAUUUGCCAAUAUCUCUGAUAAUUCAAUUGUCGGUCUUCGUGCUCCAUAUCUUCGCGUUGGUGGAAAUAAUCAAUUUACAAUGAUGGAAGAGCAAGCAUUUUUGUACGAUUCAACGAUUACAGCUCCAUUACACAAUCCACCAUUAUGGCCAUACACUAUGUAUUUCCGUAUGCCACAUCGAUGCCAUGGUAACUUACAAACAUGCCCGACAAGAAGUCACGCUGUUUGGGAAAUGGUCAUGAAUGAAUUGGAUAGACGUGAGGAUCCAUCAAUUGACGAAGAUAUUCCCGGAUGUGCUAUGGUUGAUUCAUGCUCAAACAUUUUAACAGGUGACCAAUUCUACGCCUUCUUAAACCACAAUUUCGAGAGACAUUAUGAUCAAAAUCGUGCACCAUUGGGUCUCUAUUUCCACGCUGCAUACUUGAAGAACAAUCCAGAAUUCCUCGAAGCUUUCCUCUACUGGGUUGAUGAAGUUCUUGCCAAUCAUAAUGACGUCUACUUUGUAACAAUGACACAAGUAAUUCAAUGGAUGCAAAAUCCACGUCAAUCAUCAGAGAUUAAGAACUUCGAUCCAUGGAAGGAGAAGUGUGCCGUCGAUCCAUCAUCACCACCAGCAUGCUGGGUACCAAAUGCCUGUAAAUUGAUUUCAAAGGAAGUUCCCGGCGAGACAUUGAAUCUUCAAACUUGCAUGCGCUGUCCAAAUAACUAUCCAUGGACUCAAGAUCCAGAAGGCAACGGAUUCUUCCCAUAA